AUGUCGCUAGUGCAGCCCCCACAAAAUCCGCCGGCGCUGCAACAGUACGUCGGCUCACAGCAGCGCGCCGCUGCCCCUCCACCUUCUUCCGCGUCCGCCGCGACGCCGCCAGCGUCGUCGCGCCGACCGACCGCCCGCACCGACCACAAUGCUUCGCUGCCCAACUCGCCGCAGCAGACACAGCACAACUCGGCCAUGAAUUCUCCACGCGGCCAGUCUAGCACGAGCGCGUCGUCACCGUCCGGUGCGAUGAACUCGUCGACUUAUACACAGUUCUACCCCGAUGCGGCCGCUGCAACGACUCUCCCCAUCCGCGCAUCGUCCUCACACCAAUCAUCGACAUUCGAGACUCCUGCCGCUUCGUAUGACACGCGUGGCUAUAAUUCCCGAUCACAGCCUACACAGACGCCGACCCAGGCAGGAUAUGGCAGCGGGAGUGACGGCGAGCGGCGGCAAGGGCAUCAGUCACCAAGGGAGGAUCAGCCGGGUAGCGGACGCAGCCAGCGCAGUCGCAACACACCUUCAUCUAGCAGAUCUGCCACAGCUAUCGGACAGCCGCCCAUGGGAACGGAUCUGCCGCGCGAAAACAGCGCUGUGAUCAAUCGAAUUGUCGUGGACGACCCGCAGGCCGAUUUGGCACGAGAAGAAGCACGCAAAGCUGAAGUGCGCUCAGGGGCGAGUACACAGCCUGCUGAGCCCGCCCCGGUUCAGCGUAGCCGUCAGGAGCAUCUCAAGCACGCGUCUUCGCAGAACCGCAAGGAAGUCAAGUUUGGCGACUACAUACUCGGACAGACUAUUGGCGAAGGCGAGUUCGGCAAGGUCAAGAUGGGCUGGAAACGGGAUUCCACCGUACAGGUGGCYAUCAAGCUGAUCAAGAAGGAGACGCUGGCGGGAAACACGGCGCGCCUGCCCAAGAUCUACCGCGAGAUUCACAUUCUCCGUGAGCUAAACCACCCUAACAUUGUCCGACUGCACGAAUUUGUCGAGACUGAGCGUCACAUGGGCAUCAUUCUCGAGUACGCCUCGGGAGGCGAGCUAUUCGACUACAUCCUCAACCACCGCUAUCUGAAGGACCCCGCAGCGAGACGACUGUUUGCGCAACUAGUCUCCGGCGUUGGAUACCUCCACAAGAAGGGCAUUGUGCAUCGCGAUCUCAAGCUGGAGAAUCUGCUGCUCGACAGGAAUAAGCACAUCAUCAUCACAGAUUUCGGCUUUGCCAACACUUUCAACCCUGCGGAUGAGCUGGGAGACGAGGUCGAGAAUCGCAUAUCAGACAAAGAUUUCAUCAAGCGACAAGGGCUGGACAAAAUAAUACCAUGGCGAGAUGGGAGAGAGGGCGGUCACCGCCGUGGUGAUCUCAUGCAAACCUCGUGUGGGAGUCCGUGUUAUGCAGCUCCCGAGCUUGUCGUCAGCGAUGGGCUGUACACCGGCCGCAAGGUAGACGUGUGGAGCUGCGGAGUCAUCUUGUAUGCCAUGCUGGCCGGAUAUCUACCUUUCGACGACGACCCUGCGAACCCAGAGGGUGACAACAUUAAUCUUUUGUACAAGUACAUCGUCAGCACGCCGCUCACGUUUCCCGAAUACGUUACACCGCACGCGAGAGAUCUCCUCAGGCGGAUACUGGUCCCAGAUCCAAGAAGAAGAGCCGAUCUCUUCGAGGUUGCCCGGCACAGCUGGCUGAGCGAGUACACCAACGUUGUUGGUUUCAUUGGAAGUCGUGUCAAGAGUGAUAACAACAACACCAUUCAGGACGGGGAAGAGACGCCACUCGGACGAAGCUCUUCCGUCCGGGAGCCGACCAGCAGAGGCCCURCUGAUCGAUCAUCUGUGGCAGUGUCAAAACAUGCUGGCACCGCGAGUGUCGGUGGAGAUGACGCCAGCGAUAUUCGCAAGCAGCAAAGAGAUGCAAAGAGACGGACUGUGCAGGUUGAGUAUGUCGCACCUAACAUGACCACCUCCCGCCACGAAGCUACUCCGGAUACCAGUGCACGAAAGCCAGUGCCCGCAAGCGCUUCUUCGGCGACGAAGACAAGGGCAAGGACCGAAGCACAGGGGCCGGUGGAGGUCACUCCAGGCCGCGGACAGGAUGGAUCUAUGCUGCCGCCGUCGAGGCAACAACAGCGUGCUGUUUCUGACUCGACAAACAUGUUUGGGACUUCUUCCGGGUCCAACGCAUCAAGACCAAAUACCAGUGGGGCUUUAGGUGCCGCAUCUCGUUUGCCAUCACGCGGCAACUCGUACAGUCAGCCUUCCGCYGCUCAGCCAACCACUACCACUGCCCAGGGUCGGAUCUCACAGCCAAAGUCAGGACCUGGAUAUAUCAUUUCUGGCGGCCCGGUCUCCUCUGAGACUGGUGCUAUAGAUCCCGUAAACAGGCCAGUCAGCGAACAGGCGCGUACCGGCGGUCAGUUUUCUGUACCGCAAACACCACAGCAACAAGGCAAGCCGUCUGGCCAUAAACGCAGCAGCACCCUGGGUAGCCUCGCGGAUAAGGUAAUGAAUCGAAGCAAUUCAAGACGUGUCUCACAGCAACAGCAACAGCAAGACGCGGCACAAGCYACCAGUGAAAGGAAAAAUCGGAAAUACCCGCCCGUCAGCAUGAAGAAUGCCAUGCCAAACGCCGAAGUCGAACAGCCACCGCGUCCGUCUACCGACAGCCGCCGCCCCAGCUUUGGUUUCAACCGGAAGGCUUCCAAGGAACGGGAGCCCAGCMUCUCGGGCAAGCGAGGCUCCAGACGCUUUUCAUGGCUGCCAGGCAGUUUGAGCAUGGGCAACUUUGCAUCAAAAAGGGAACAAGGCUAUGAUUCGGCAGGUGACGAUGGAUACCGACCGCCAGGGACGCAGCAGUCACAGCAGUCGCAUCAAUCUCGAUCUGGGCGACCAGCAAGCAAUGGCAUGAUAUUUGGCAGGAAACAGUCCGGGAGCCCACUAGGAACUAGUAACAGCACCAUUCCUCUCUACCAGGAAGAAGAUCGGGAACGGCAGAAGAACCGGCCCGCCACGUCUCAGAUGCGAUAUGACAAGGAGCUGCCGCGGUCCCCUGAUGGGUUCGCCGGACCGACAGCUUUUCCUUCGCCGCCUCCAGUGCAGCGAAAACAGUUCCGGGACGAUGGAUACGGAAACAACCUCAUCCGCGACGAUCCAGUGGAGAGAUUCUACACGCCGAGCCAAGAACCCCAGCCCGACCAAUACGUGAUUGGUGGUAAUGGGGACUGGGAGCACUAUGAGCCGGUUCAGCCUCAAAGGAGGGACCAAAGCCUCCGUCCCCACAAACGCAUGGGAGAUGCGUACGACCACGGGACCGGGGGGAGUUCAAGUGCAACGCGAAGAGUAAUGGACUUCUUCCGCAGAAGAGGGAAGGAACGGGAGAUGUGA
Ramularia collo-cygni is the source of this 3375-nucleotide messenger RNA. RefSeq names its product related to ser/thr protein kinase KIN4. Gene Ontology annotation, cellular component: cytoplasm. NCBI's taxonomy places the organism in Eukaryota, Fungi, Ascomycota, Dothideomycetes, Mycosphaerellales, Mycosphaerellaceae. The coding region runs from base 1 to 3375 and encodes 1124 amino acids. The record is from RefSeq and is a predicted model, not a curated record. The transcript has 2 exons. Gene Ontology annotation, biological process: protein phosphorylation; intracellular signal transduction; microtubule cytoskeleton organization. Gene Ontology annotation, molecular function: tau-protein kinase activity; ATP binding; protein serine/threonine kinase activity.